AUGAAGUUGACUUUGUUUUUGACUUUGCUUGGUCUGGCGAGCACGGUGGUUGCUGUCGUUGAGCAGCGUGAUGAUGUAUACAAUGAUGAGGCCGCUAAAGAAUGGAAAGUAGUCGCCCGCGCAGAAGAAGCGACGGAGGGUGCCCAGGUUGUUCAAGAUACUGAGCAAGUUGGUGGCGAUGACAGAUGGGGACCGGGUCGUGGCGGUCAAGGCCGCGGUGGAUGGGGAGAAGGCCGAGGAGGAGGUGGCGGAGGUCGAGGUGGUGGAUGGGGAGGAGGUCGAGGUGGUGGAUGGGGAGGAGGCCGAGGUGGUCGGGGUGGUGGAAGAGGAGGGGGAUGGGAGUAG
Molecule: messenger RNA, 345 nt
Organism: Penicillium angulare
Lineage: Eukaryota; Fungi; Ascomycota; Eurotiomycetes; Eurotiales; Aspergillaceae
Exons: 2
Coding region: 1-345 (114 amino acids)
Source: RefSeq, a predicted model, not a curated record